This is a messenger RNA of Staurois parvus, 592 nucleotides long. Lineage: Eukaryota; Metazoa; Chordata; Amphibia; Anura; Ranidae. The record is from the annotation of a GenBank genome assembly.
CUAUUCCUCCUCCCCACUGACACCAAGGAUGGGGCGCUAUUCCUCCUCCCCACUGACACCAAGGAUGGGGCGCUAUUCCUCCUCCCCACUGACACCAAGGAUGGGGCGCUAUUCCUCCUCCCCACUGACACCAAGGAUGGGGCGCUAUUCCUCCUCCCCACUGACACCAAGGAUGGGGCGCUAUUCCUCCUCCCCACUGACACCAAGGAUGGGGCGCUAUUCCUCCUCCCCACUGACACCAACGAUGGGGCGCUAUUCCUCCCACUGACACUAACGAUGGGACACUAUUCCUCACACACUGACACUAAUGAUGGCGCACCAUCAUUGGUGUCAGUGGGAGGAAUAGCGCCCCAUCAUUGCUAUCAGUGGGAGGAAUAGCGCCCCAUCAUUGCUAUCAGUGGGAGGAAUAGCGCCCCAUCAUUGCUAUCAGUGGGAGGAAUAGCGCCCCCCAUCAUUGGUAUCAGUGGGAGGAAUAGCGCCCCAUCAUUGCUAUCAGUGGGAGGAAUAGCGCCCCAUCAUUGCUAUCAUGGGAGGAGUAGUGCCUCAUCAUUGGUGUCAGUGGGAGGAAUAGCACCCCAUCAUUGGAAUACCA